This is a messenger RNA of Leptonychotes weddellii (Weddell seal), 3595 nucleotides long. The record is from RefSeq and is a predicted model, not a curated record. Lineage: Eukaryota; Metazoa; Chordata; Mammalia; Carnivora; Phocidae.
UCAUUCGUUGGCAGCUAACAUGGGAAAAAACAUCUUUUCUAGUUUUAAGACAAAGUGGGGUCUUACCAAAGUGGUCAGAAAUGGGUCUUUAGUAAAAUUUUUUGUUGUCAAAAACCCAUCUGGAGUAGCAUCUGAGUUAAGUGUGCACACUUGUGAGUAUGGGUGUAUGUUUUCUUUAAAACUUUUUUUUCCUGUUUGCACCUUCACCCUGUCUCCUUCUACCCUCAGGUAAAACAAAAUCAACAUGAAGAGCUACAGAAUAUAUUGAUGAAGACUUUAAACGAGAACUUCGAAACCUGGUUCCAUUGCUGCUUGCACCUGAGAAUUUGGUAGAAAAAGAGAUAAGUGGAUCUAAAGUCACUUGUAGAGAUCUUGUAGAAUACUUUAAGGUAGGAAAACUCCCACAUUAAAUGACUUUGUCUCAGAAAUAUAGCUGACUUAAAACUCAUAUGUAUGUUUAUAAAGCAGAAAAGUGAAAUUUAUAGUUUUUCUGUUUUGAAUUGGCUAGAUCAAUUUUUAAGGAUAUAUAAAAUAAUAGCAGACAACUUGUAUCUCUUAGACAGUGAUUUUGCUUGUUUAUGGAAUUACCUACUUUUUCUCCAGCUCUGAUACAGAGAGAAGACCAUUCAACAUAUAAUUGUCAUACCACUCUCACUUGUGAAUGAUGAUAGAUAUUGGGAGUGCAGUUCUGCAUCUUGAGUUCUCAUAAAAGCCUUCUCUCUGAGUUCUUGAGGACUUGAUAAGAGCAGCUGAAAGUACAAAACUGGUUUCUGAGUUCAAGCUUACAUUAAAAUUUAUCAAGGAGAGGAACUUCCACAUCCAAAGUCCAUGCUUCAGGCAACAGCUGAAGCUAAUAAUCUUGCUGCAGUAGCAGGAGCAAGAGAGAUCUACUGCAAAAGUAUGGAGCAGGUAUGUGGUGGGGACAAGCCUUACAUUGCACCUUCAGAUCUGGAGCGAAAACACCUGGAUCUCAAGGAAGUGGCGAUUAAACAGUUUCGUUCAGUAAAAAAAAUGGGUGGAGAUGAAUUCUGCCAUCGUUAUCAGGACCAGCUUGAAGCUGAAAUUGAAGAAACCUAUGCAAAUUUUAUAAAGCACAAUGAUGGCAAAAAUAUCUUCUAUGCUGCUCGUACUCCUGCCACACUGUUUGCAGUCAUGUUUGCUAUGUAUAUAAUCUCAGGACUGACUGGCUUCAUUGGCCUAAACUCUAUAGCCGUCUUGUGUAACCUUAUCAUGGGGUUAGCACUGACAUCUCUUUGUACUUGGGCAUAUGUAAAAUACUCUGGGGAGUUCAGAGAAAUUGGAACAGUGAUUGAUCAGAUUGCUGAAACUCUAUGGGAACAGAGGAGUCCCAGGAAGGUGUUUUCCAAACUGUUUGAAGUUACUAGACGUCGAAUGGUCCAUCGUGCUCUUUCAUCAGCACAGCGACAGAGACUGUCAUCCAACAAUAACAAGAAGAAAAAUUAGACAGUAUUUUUAACUUUUAUCUCUAUCUGAAGUGUUCCCACUUAUACAUGUAGGACAAUAAGCAGGACCGUCUGGGCCGGUCUGCAUAAAUGCUGUAUACUUACCAGAUUUGAUGCUGCAUAUAGGGUAUGGAAUCGCACAUCCGUCUCCUAGGAAUUGUAAAUGGUUUGAAUAGGACGAAAGUAGUUUAUGUUGCAUUAUCAAGUGUCUAACUGCGUUAUUUGUAGCAUCAUAACUUUCUUUGGGAGAAGCAUCUUUUUAUUUCCCACGUUCCUGGUUAUUUUCUUCAUUGCUUUGAAUUGAAUUUUUAUAUCUAUUUUUAUAUGUAACUCUUUUUUUACCUCAUGUUUUUAUUUGUUUUGCGCAUUUCUCAUACCACAGGUAUUGAAGCCUCUGGGUGAUAAUUUGAUGGAGGAAAACAUAAGGCAGUCUGUAACAAACUCUAUCAAAGCAGGCCUGACUGACCAGGUGUCUCAUCAUGCCAGAUUAAAGACAGACUGACAGUUCGUCUCCUCAUGGACUCCACUCUCCCUUUUUUUCAUGCUUGCUGUACAAUGAGAACUCAAAUAAAAAUAAACCAAAGUUUACAAUCAACUGUAGAAGUAGUUUAGUAUAACUGGCUUCACAGAGGGCUGCCACAGAGUGUGAAAAUUGUUUGUUGGUUUUAAACAUUCUGUUCUUGGCUCCUAAGACAUGGAGAUUGGCUGAGGAGCAUUAGUUUAUCAUGCACAUUUGUGCCAUGUUUCUUUUAUUUUUUUUUUCUUUUAAUCUAACGGUGGUGAAAUUUGUCUUGUGUACAAGGAUAUUUCAGGGAAGUAUUUUAAGAAGUCUAUUCAGAGUCUCUUUAACACCAGUGUCCCAUUGAAAUUUUAAUUUUUCGUGAAGUUAUGAAUCACUGUAUCAAGAACCAGAUCAGAAGACAAUGAAGCCUUUAUCGAGCCACUACAUGAAAAGUACAUGUUGCUUUACUGCCUUCAAUACCAGUAUUACAUACGUGCAUGUAUCAGAAAUUUCACGGAAAUUACAUGACAACUCUCGUAGCUAAGAAAGUGAUUCUGAGGUGUACAUUUGUCUUGCCUUUUUAAAUUUAUAAACCUGCCCUAAAAGGAGAUGCAUAUCUGGGAAACUGAACUGUCUUUAUGCAGUUUAGCCUUCAUGUACAUAAAAUAUGCCAUUAAUUUUAUUGGGGGAGAAGUUCCAUCCAAAAAUGUUGCCUACAGCUAUGAGUUAAGAGUGUCUGUACAGUGUGUAGCUUUUAUUUUCUAAAAUCACAGAUAGGGCAUGUAUAUGAAUUAUAAAUAUAUAAAUACGAUUUUGUAUUAAAAGUUUUGUAGUUUAUGGCAAAAUCUGGUUCUGUGGUAGGCUAAGUACAGUCCCUGUGAAGGAAUGUUUGUGGCUCAUGUCAGUGUGUGAAUGCAUAGACAAUUUGAAGUUUUUGAUAUAUUUGUGAUAUUUAUCUUCCUUGAGCACUGCAAUCUCACCUCCCCUCCCCCACCAAGGGAAGUCAAUGGGAAUGUUUAUUGUGACUUUGUCCUCUGUUGCAUUUUAAAGUUAUUUCCUGUAAUUUAUUUUCAGUACAUAAUUAAAAAUUUGUUGUAUAUAUAAAAUGAAACUUGUGAUUCUUUUUUAAGGAAUCCCUCAAGUAUGUAUUCCAUUACAUAAACCAUGUUUGUUUAUACUGAAAAGAGCAUGAGCAGGAAAACACCCACGUGAGAGCUCUAAGGUAUUGUACCCAAAGCUAAGCUUGUAAAAAUUAUUUUUCUUUGUCUGUCUCUGUUAGGGAAAACUUGUGAUUAGCCUAGGUGUAGCUGGGGAUUUGUUAAUUUCUUUUCUCCCUCUUUCUCUCACUUUUUUUUUUUUUUUUUUGUGGUAUAUGUAAGGCUAACAUUUUUGCAAUAUUUUUGUAGCCUUCUUUAUAGACACCUAUUAUUAAAGCACCUAGUUUGGUUUUUAAGUGAAGAAAAUUCAGAUGUUGAGUUGCAUGCCUGAAAGCUCUAAAUUUACUUCGGUUGGUAUAAUCUUCUCCCCUCCUCCUUUCAAGUCCUGUUUUUAUAUGGAUUGUAUUGUUUCCAUCUGUAUUAAAUUGCUACCGACUCAUCUGUUCUUAAAACAUAAAGAAUCAACUUGAAAA